Messenger RNA from Scylla paramamosain (green mud crab), 1603 nucleotides. Its product is annotated as calcium and integrin-binding family member 3-like. The coding region runs from base 130 to 699 and encodes 189 amino acids. Gene Ontology annotation, molecular function: calcium ion binding; magnesium ion binding. The transcript has 6 exons. NCBI's taxonomy places the organism in Eukaryota, Metazoa, Arthropoda, Malacostraca, Decapoda, Portunidae. Gene Ontology annotation, biological process: calcium ion homeostasis. The record is from RefSeq and is a predicted model, not a curated record.
UGUGUAGAGAGAGGGAUCCCUGAUAAGAUAGUCUACCACGCCAGCCCUCCGUACCAAGGCUUAAACACUACUACUUCUACUACUACUACUACUACUACUACUACUUCUACUACUACUACUACUACUACGAUGGGAAACAAAGUAGCAGCGUUUACAGAGGAGCAGCUUAGUGAGUAUGAGGCGUGCACAUUUCUAACAAGGAAUAACAUUUUGAGGGCAGAGAGGCUGUUCCGGAAGGUGUGUGGAGGUAACCUGCCCCUCCAGCUUGACCCCUCCAUCACCUCCUCCUUCAGAGCUUCCUUCGCGGACCUCAAUACUCUCCCGGAACUCAAAGAGAACCCGUUUCGGCGGAGAGUGUGCGAGGUGUUCGGGGAGUCGCCUGACGGGGGCCUCACCUUCGAGCAGUUCCUGGAGAUGUUUUCAGUCUUUAGCGAGUCCUCUCCCAGGGACGUGAAGGCCACCUAUGCUUUCAGGGUGUAUGACUUCGACGGGGACGGGUUCCUGGGGGAGGCUGACCUAGGGGAGGUUGUGAGGCACCUGACGCAUGACCUCCUUUCCGCUGAGGAGUACGCCACGAUAGUCAGCAAGGUGCUGGAGGAGUCGGACGUGGAUUGUGACGGGAAGCUCUCACAGUCAGAGUUUAUACAUGUUAUUCUAAAAUGCCCAGAAUUUGUGCCCAAUUUUCACAUUCGUAUUUGAGUUGUGUUGUGUUGUGUUAUGUUGUGUUGCGUUUUAUUUUUUAUUUGUUUGUCUAUUUGUUUAUUUUUGGUUAAUUGAGGUCAGCUGAUUAAUAGAUUACUGUUUGCUGAGUUUUUUUUCGUUAGUUUUUUUUUUUUUUUUUUAGUUGUUCUUGUUCAGUUAGAUGUUGCUUGUUUAUCUGUCUUUAUAUAUAUUUUUAGUGAGCGAGUGCGUGAGUGAGUGAGUCAAAUGGUUACCUCGUUACUUAGUUAGUCAGUCAGUUAGAAAAUCGUUGCAUAGUUUGAGAUUUGUGACCUCGUUUGUUUCGAAGAUAGAUCAAGGACUAGUUAGUUAAUUACCUUAGUUCUUUUCGAAGUUAACUAUGUAACUAUUCCGGAGUUAGGUAGUUGGGUAGUUAGUUUGAAGUUAGUUUCUCAUUUCUAAAUUGAUCAGUUAUUUACUUUUUAAGUUAUUAGGUAGCUAGUUAGUUGUUAAUUAGUUAUUUACUUGUUAAUUUGCUACUUAGUUAAAUGAUCAGUUAUGCAUAAUUACUAGCCAUUAUGACUUUGGUUAGUUUUGAAAUAACUUAUUUAACUCAUAAGCAAAAUUAUUAGUUAUCUUAUUUGAAGUUAAUUAGUUUGAAUUGAUAAGUGGAUGAGUAAGCAAGAGGUGUGUGUGUGUGUGUGUGUGUGUGUGUGUGUGUGUGUGUGUGCUGUUCGCUUAAUAUUACAAUACUUACAGCGCCAGGGAUCUCAGUGACUGCCAUAACUUCCUGGGCUGCAUUCCGCGCUGAAAAUUGUCCACGCGUUUCAUUUGUUAUCUUAGAAUCGUAAGUCUCGCGUCGUAAAGUCUAAACUCUCGUGUGUUGCGUCCACUUUACUGUUUUCAUUAUACUCGCUGCCAAACUUAAUAAAAUGUUCAAUAU